GUCGCGCAGUUUAUUAGAGGGGAAAGAGCAGAGGACGGAAAGAGGAAAAAAUUAAAUAAAUAGUGAUCCGAUCGACAAGACGACGCGAGCGAGACGGACGCGGCGCACAAAUACGACGUGACCGAUCGGCCGGCCGUUUCUCGAGUAAUAAUACUUAAUACGAAUAUUAAAAAACGAAAAACGGGCCGCGGCAGUGACCUUUUUUUCCGCGCAAAUUUAUCCGUUCGAUUUUUUUUUUUUUACAUUACCUAACUACGUUUUUGCGCGUUCGACCUCUAUCGUGUUGCAAAAUUCAAGAUCGUGAUCCACCUGCGUAGGUGCCUAUAUUUGUAUACCUACUAUACUCAUACGUAAUUUUUCCGUUGGUAUAAAAAAAAAAAAAGUUGUUUUUCGAGCUUUUGGAUUACGAAAACCACGGAGAUACCGCCGUGUUUGGCAGGUCGGGUCACCCCGUAACAAUAUUUUGGCCUUUGAUCGGCCGCUGGUCGCCGAAGACAUAAUAAUAUUAUCCUCGACGACGAGUCACCCGCUAAUCGCCCGUUCGCCUACCGCGUACUCACCGGCGGUAUGCGGACGCCGUGCGAAGCGGGCACUGGCGUCCGGCGCGACGGACCCUGACCCGGCGGUACCCUGCCCGGUACCACCCAGCAAUGGCCUAAAGUCAUGGUGAAACGGUCGCACUGCAACAGCAGCAACAGCGGUGGCGGCCACCGGCGGAGUGUUGUGGUGACGGUCAGCGUAUUGGCGUUGUACGCCGUGUUGUGCGGUGGCGCGGUGUCGGGCACGUCACUCGGGGACCGGACCGCGUAUUACGGAGUCGCGGUGGCCGCGGAACGGGUAGACGACGCGGCAGUGGUGGCCGCGGUCGCGGGCUCGACAGCCAGGAACGGCAGGUCGGCGACUAACCUGUCGCACAUAACAGGCACCGCCAGGAAAAUCAAAAUGUUCAUCAAAAACAGAUACCUGCAGGUGUUCCCGGACGGCACGGUGAACAGCACGGCCGAGGAUACGAACGAUUAUGUUAUCCUGCAAAGAACUUCGGUGAACAUGGGGCAACUAAACAUCCAAGGCGUAGCGACUUGUAUGUACUUGUGCAUGGACGCAUGUGGCUUACUUUAUGGCUCGAAGGAUUUCGAGGACGAAUGCGUGUUCAACGAGAUGAUCGAACAAAACCAUUACAACACGUACUCGUCGGUCAAGUACACGAACGACCGACGCACCCUUUAUCUGGCGCUCAACAAGCGGGGCGCGCCGCGCAAGGUACAGAUAAAAGCGGACGCGCCGCUUGGCAAGCUGUCCACGUAUACGCGGGUGCUGACGCAACCGGUGCCGGCGGAACGGGUGGAACGGCUGUUGGCCAACCGGCGACCGUUUCAGUCGGCCGAGUGGCCGGCGUCCAUACCGCACGCGCACCGUCACCAACACGCUUGUCCGCCGCACGUGGGACCGCCGCACGCCACCGCCAAGCACCGCAAGUCCCAAGGCCGUAAAUGUCAAGUCAAAGGCGGCGGCGGCGGUCGAAAGAAGAACAAGGACGACGGGAACAGGGACAGCGGCAGCAGAGAGGACGAAGACUGCGGAGGAGGCGGAAACAAGAAGAAGAACAACAACCGGUGUGGCGACGGUGGCGACGAGACCAAUCACCGGAAGGUGGACGCCGCUGGCCGGAAAAAGAAAUCGAAAAAACCCACGACCGGCGGCGGUAAAGGCGGCAAAGGCGAUAAACCGCAACGGCAGCACGGCGCAAAGGCCGGGAAAAAAUCGGAGACGGACGCUCCGCCGCCGGGACCCGCGGUCGCGGUCCAGCCCGCGGUUACCACGGUUGUCGCCCCGUCGUCGAUCGUCGACGCGGACGGCGGUGGCGGUGGCGGCGAAGAUGACGACGACGACGACGACGCGGCCGCGGCUUUGGCGGCCACGGCUCCGACAGACGAGUUCCUACAUUUUAACGACAAUUAACCGUAAUAAUAAUAAUAGCAAUAAUAAUAAUGACGACGACUGAUGAUACGAUAAUACAUAAUAUUACACGCACAUUAAAAUAAUAUAUUAUUGUUAUUACUAUUAUUGUCAUAUUAUAUUUA
Molecule: messenger RNA, 2081 nt
Organism: Rhopalosiphum maidis (corn leaf aphid)
Lineage: Eukaryota; Metazoa; Arthropoda; Insecta; Hemiptera; Aphididae
Gene: bnl
Exons: 3
Coding region: 664-1959 (431 amino acids)
Biological process (GO): cell differentiation; regulation of cell migration; positive regulation of protein phosphorylation
Cellular component (GO): cytoplasm
Molecular function (GO): fibroblast growth factor receptor binding; growth factor activity
Source: RefSeq, a predicted model, not a curated record